Stereum hirsutum FP-91666 SS1 is the source of this 742-nucleotide messenger RNA. RefSeq lists its product as uncharacterized. The record is from RefSeq and is a predicted model, not a curated record. Bases 1 to 639 code for a protein of 212 amino acids. NCBI's taxonomy places the organism in Eukaryota, Fungi, Basidiomycota, Agaricomycetes, Russulales, Stereaceae. The transcript is spliced from 2 exons.
AUGGCUCAAUCGCGCCAACAUACCCAACAUGUUCACCCCGGUGACCUUCCUUACGCCACACCAGUCCUGCGCUCCGCUUCACCCAGCGGCUCCAUCAAUACCGAAUAUGGCCCAGACGAGACCACACUAUCUGACAGUGAACUUAGUCCAGAAGAAUUCGAUCGAAAAGUGCAAAAGCAGUUAGGUCUCCACGAACAGAGAGAACAGGAGUAUAGAGCCCAGUCUACCCCGCUGCUUUGGCCAAAGCCGAAGUCGCCACAGGAGGAGCAAAUUCUGUUCGACAGAGUUAUGCGGAAUCUGAGAUUUGAGGUGGCCAUGCUCGAACAAGACGAGAUUAUCGAGAGCACCAUGGCUCGCACGGCACGCAUGGCUACCGAGACGCAACCUUCGUCUAACGACAUUGAUGCAAUCAUGCAGAGUAUGAUGGGUCCUCCACCUUCCAGCAACCUGACGUCCGCCAGCCACACUCAGGGUACCACUCUCACUCCGAUGGACGUGGAUGAUGGCCCUGGACCGUUCGACUUCAACUUUGCAAGGAGAAGCGAAGAGGAGACAACGGCGAUGUAUGAAGCUGGCAGGGAGGGUAUGGAUAUCGGUAGGAACGGAACAAGGAAGGGAAAGGCGAGGGAUAUGUCGUGACGGAGUGCAUAGACGUGAGACUAUUUUUGAGGUGAUGUCGUACUUGCUUUCUGUAUACCAACCCUGUUGUAUUCUAGUGCUUUCUUGAGUAUGCGUAUCUUCC